GAAAAUCUUUGUAACCACAUUUUCGUUUUGAGGUUCAACUCUGUACAAGAGGGCGUCUAUUGGCCGACUGUAAGCUAAGUGGCCAGAUAUGUUUUUCUUCAAUUGUCCAACUCAAUUUGUCAGUUAAAUCAUGUGUGUUUAAUAGCAUAUUUACAUAGAUUACCACGGAUUACUGACCCAAGACCUCCGGCUCUUGAGGGCUUCAUAUAUGAUUGAAAGAAUUGACUCCUAGCUCUAACAUAAUCAAGUGGAAAAGUGUUUUUAUUCUCUCGGAGACCUGAAAGAUGAUCAAUAUUUCAUAAAAAAAAAAACAGAUUCUACAGUUCAAAACUUUUCAUAGCCUUAUCAGUUUGUGACAGCAAAGGAUCGGGUUUCAGAACAGAAACAUAUGAGGAUAAUUGUGAACAAAAUAUCCAAGGCUGUCUGACUUCUGUUUCAACUGUUUUUUUGGAUUGGAUAUACCUUGACAGACUUGGUGUCUAAACCAGUGGUCAGAUGGUUGGUUGAUAAGGGACAGUGUCCAGCCUGGCCUUCACUGAUUGACUGCUUGAUAGCCAGGGUUUGACAUGUGUGGCUAAUGUUUCAAAGGAAAAUGAGCGAUAUGGCACAAGAUAAAAGAAACACAACUGGAGAACUAGCAGUCCCAACUUGAGAGCUCUCCAAAUCUUCCCGUCAAGGACGGACAGACAACUGGCGACUUUACAGGAAAACGAGGAAAUUGGCUUGUAUAGCUUUCCACCCCUCUAAGGACAACAGUCAUCAAAAUCCGACUGCUUUUCGAAUGAAAUUUCCAUCAUUUUAGCCGUUAUUAGACAGCAAAGUAAAAAAGGCCAGAUACUCUUCUACAUAGACAUUAUUAUGUAGUGGCUUUUUGAUCAAUCAUAAUUGCAUGCUGGGAUAUUCAAAUUAAGGAAUAAGUAGACGGCUUGCCUGAUAAAACUGUCUGAGAUUCCCGCACUUAAGUGUCCAGUUUUACGAACUCCGAGAAACCAGAGCAGAUUCUGUUGCUCUCGAACAAGUGUGGAUAUAGCUUCAUACCAAACUGAGUUCUGAAGGAUGUUACACAGGCAAAUGUGACCAAAUGCGGGUCAGGAAAAGUUUGUUUCGCCAUGUAAGGAUGAAGCGAUUCAGUCCGAAUGGUUCUGGCAAUUAUCCCGACCCCUCAAAGCCUCCUGAUGGGGAAAAUCACAGUCGGCUUACUGAUGGGUCGAAACGUGUGAAAACGUCUCAGUCAUUUGAGAGCUUGUUUGACAGUGAGACACUCAGUGACAUCACUGUCGAUGUGAAUGAAGGUCAAUAUGUGUUCAACGCUCACAAAAUGAUUCUUGGAAUAAAGAGUGAAGUGCUUGCAGCUGAGCUAAAUGAUUUAACGCCUGCAUCAUCGGAAGGUGAGCGACCAGUGUUGUGUGUUCAGGAGCCGCCAGAAUGUGCCGACGUGUUCUGCCGAUUCUUGUUCUUUGUCUACAGUGGCACGGUAUGGCUCCACAGGGAUUAUGUGAUAGCAUUACAGAGGCUUGCUCAGAAAUAUGAGAUGCAGCCACUGUUACUCCACUGUGAAAACUUCAUAACCCAGAUCCUUAACAACACACUAGCGGGCUGCGACAUUCCCUCACAUGGGUUCCAUGUAACUGUUGUCUGCUCCUUGUAUGAGGAUACAACCCAGACGGCCCAAGUUAGAGACCUCGCCUUCAAGGUGUUAUGUCUGUGUUUUACCAACCUUGUGCAAUGUGAUCGCUGGCCGACAUGUUCCUGGCAGCUUGUGUGCGACCUCUUGAAGAGUGAGUACUGCCAGGCAGAAGAGAAUGUAAUUCUUACAUCAGCCACUGAUUGGAUGAAGCGGAACAGCCUUAACGACAAGGCUCGAAUUGAGGACAUCCUUACACACAUUAAAUACCCUUUGCUGCAUAAAAAAGUGCUAUACAUGAUGCAAAAGAAUGGUGCAUUUAAAAACUUUCCUCGUGUGCAGGAACUCCUGAACAAUGCUGUGAAAUACCACUGUUUUAAAGACAUUCCCGAGGCCCAGCCUGACUUUGUUGGGCCGCAAUUUAUGCCCAGACGAAGAAUGCCACCAAUAGUCACUAACGAGAAUAACAAUUAUGCCGUGGAGGCGAGCCCUACGUCUAUGCGAUACUCUGACUCGUCCAGUCGCGAGGACAUUACGUACAUGAGCACUUCCGACUUGACUUUCAUGAACAACAGUGUGAAUGAGACUUCUACCCAUGAAAACACGCCCUCACCUUCUUUUUACCUUGAUAAAGCCAGCUAACAGUGGAUAUUGUACAAAAUGUGUUAAGUUUUAGUGCAAGUCUUAAAUUGGAAAAGUUUUAUCUCGAUUCCAUCAACAUUAAAUUCAACUUAAUUGAAUGACAAAUUGAUUUUUUUUUAUCACAUUUGUUUUACAACAUUUUGGUGCAAGCGAUAAAUUUGCAAACUCCUACACGUUCAUGAGUUUUCUUGGUGUUAAUGCGCAUUUAUAUUACCUGGUGCAUAAUAAUAAUGAAUAAUAUUCAUGACAUUAUGUUGUAUGUUAUCAUUUUAUGUGCUAUAAAAUUAACGUUUUAUUACAUAUUGGGAGAAUGGUUUGUCUCAUAAAUAUAAGUAAUAAGCUGUAAAGCUGUUGUUACAUUGGUUACAUGUUUAUCUUCAUUUGAAAUAUUGAUAAUUAUAUCAUAUGCUUUCUAAGACAUUUUGUUAUUGCUUCUUUCAUACAGUUUAUAAAACUGAAAUUAAA
Mya arenaria is the source of this 2731-nucleotide messenger RNA. Its product is annotated as BTB/POZ domain-containing protein 17-like. Lineage: Eukaryota; Metazoa; Mollusca; Bivalvia; Myida; Myidae. Gene Ontology annotation, molecular function: protein binding. The transcript is spliced from 2 exons. The record is from RefSeq and is a predicted model, not a curated record. Bases 1082 to 2266 code for a protein of 394 amino acids.